Messenger RNA from Cottoperca gobio, 2302 nucleotides. Its product is annotated as myelin-associated glycoprotein-like. The coding region runs from base 246 to 1388 and encodes 380 amino acids. The record is from RefSeq and is a predicted model, not a curated record. Lineage: Eukaryota; Metazoa; Chordata; Actinopteri; Perciformes; Bovichtidae. The transcript is spliced from 12 exons.
CACUCCCGGCUUUCUACAUCAUUAACUCCACAGCUAUUGCCUCGACUACAUCUGUGUUUACCUUCAAAACCGAAAUACAUUGUUUUCUAAUGUGGUCUACAGUUUUUCCAGUUGCCUCCUGAGUUCAUAUUUUUGUCAACUUAACUGAAGAAUAGUGCACCGCACGUCAUCAUUCUUAAGGAGGUGUUUUUUGUAGAAACUCGCAGCUUCAUCAGUGUAUUGUACCACAAACACUUCAGAGAAGUAUGGACAAACAGAGAAGGAUGAUGAUAUUCUGUCUGCUUUUAGCAGCUAUUAUCAGCCCUGUGUUUACUAGAGAAUGGAAGGCCAACGUUGUAAAACACCUUGAGGCCCUGGUCUCAUCCUGUGUUGUGGUACCCUGUUUAUUCACCCAUCCUAAAGGAGACUUGCCCACAUCCAGACUCAGAGGGAUCUGGCAUCGUCAAAUUGAUAGAAACCAGCGCAUCUAUUCCCAGGAUAACAUGAAGGUCUUGGAAAACUUCAGGGAACGCACGCGGUUGUUGGGACAUCUGGGUCAGGAAAACUGCACCUUAGAAAUUACGAAGAUAAUGGAUCAUGACAACGGCCCUUUCUGUUUCCGGAUCGAAUUAGCAGAAAUAGAGACUGAUACAUCCACUGACAAGUUCUCCUUUGUGGAGGAUUGUGUCACGUUCAAAAUGCUCCCUGAUCCUCCGAAACCUAAACUGAAUUACCCAAAGACGGCCAUUCAAGGACGUCCCUACACUAUCACCUGUUCAGUCACCCACUCCUGCCCCUCCUAUAACCCUGAACUCACAUGGAGUAAGGGCACCGCAGAUGAGGUGAUUGAGGUCCACAAAGACAUUGGAUCUGGCUACUGGGAGGCCGAGUCCAUCCUGACCAUCAUUCCUGAGGAGAAGGACGACCACACUGAGAUCAUCUGCACAGCAACAUUUAAGGGACCGAGGACGUCCUCUGGGAAAUUGACACUCUAUGUAAAACGUACAGAAAACUCCAACCACAUCAUCAUUCCCACAGUGGCGGUGAUUGGUACAGCUGUGAUUUUUGCAGUCUUCUACAUUUUUAUGGUGAAGAGAUACAAGAAACACAUUGCAGAGCUCCAAAGUGGGGACGGCAGCGUGUGGAAUCGGCUGUCCAGGCUGUCUCAUAGGAUUCGUUCUAAUGGCCCAAGACCAUCUCGUUCUGAUCAAAGAAGGCCUACAGGGGACACGGUGGAUUUGGGUCAUAUUCCCAAGAAUGUGAAAUCAAAAUCCUGUGCUGACCAGAAAAUCUCCAAGACUCGUUUUCCGUCCCCCAAAAGCCAGCCCAAAUCCUACAAUUGCCAAAAGGACCUCGAUAAUGGUGAUGAUUACAUGAACGAUGUGGACGCCAUCUAUGGAAACAUGUGAAAAAACACAAAUCUAAUCACGGCCAUAAUGAUAAUUUGUAUUAAGGGCAUCUGAUGACUGCUGUUUUGUUAUACAUGAUUAUUGUUGUAUUCUCUCCUAUCAAGCACAAUAUUAUUAUUAUUAUUAUUAUACUUUAUGCUAAGCUAAGCUAGCUCUAGUUUCAUAUUUACCAAACAAACAUGAGAGUGUUGAUCUUUUCUUGGCAAAAAGGUGAAUGAGUGUAUUUACCAAAAUGUCAAACAAGUGCUAUAAUAAUUAUAAUACAUAUGCGGAUACAUACAUAGGACAGUCAUUAAGAAAAUUAAACAAGAGAAAAAACAUGGAUUUAUAAUGGUAAUAGUCGUACAUAUGGAGAAGGAAAUAUAAUAAUAAUUUUACCCUAUAUAAAUUCAGUUAAAAUAUAAUAUAAUAUAUAUAUAAUGCUGUAUAUCAGCUUUCCUUUUCCUGCAUUUUAUAAUUUAGGUUGAUAUUCUGAUUCCUGUGGGGGGAAAACAUAAAGAAUAUGACAACACAAAACAAUAUUUCUUAAGGCUAAGAAGAUUUUGCUUGUUACUAUUAGCUUGUCUCAGGAGCUUUGUGGAUUCAAGAAUAUUUUUCUCGAAGACCAACUCUACCUUGUUCUGCUUUUUAUACCAUAUUAACACUGGCUGGCAUAUAUGUAGAACAUUAAAAGCUUUCACUGCUUUAGAAGAGGAAUUAUCUCAAUAUGUUAACUAUUAGUGUUUGCUCUAUAGAAAACCACAUAAUAUGGUUUGUUUAUUACUAUGGCAAACCAUGUAUCUCAUUAAGUAAUCUGUAUUGAUGUAUUCUUAGUCUCUAACUAUUUUGUCUUUGCUACUUGUUUUUGUUGUCAUUUUUUAUUAUAAAUUGCGUUUCUCUGUUUAAAUCUAACAAUAAAUACAUAAACAACUGAA